Rotaria sordida is the source of this 1401-nucleotide messenger RNA. Lineage: Eukaryota; Metazoa; Rotifera; Eurotatoria; Philodinida; Philodinidae. The record is from the annotation of a GenBank genome assembly.
AUGGCACAUAAUAAUUUGCCAAGUAAUAUGAAUAAUAAUAAUAAUAAUCGUCGAUUAUCAUCAAUGGUUGUACCAACAAAUAAUCAAAUUUCACAAGAUAAUACAUAUGAAUAUGAACUUAUGAAAUUAAUGGAGCAAGAACGUCAAUUACUUGCUACUCGACAACAAAUACAAAGAGAAAAUAUAGUAGCUAAACAACAACAACAACAACAACAACAACAACAAAAUCAAUAUGUUUCAUAUGGUAAUGAAACAUAUUCAGAUUUACAAUCUCAAGCAAUAUCUCAAGUUAAUCGACAUAUUUUACCAGCUAUGAAACCCUUACGAAUUAUAAUUAUUCGUCAUGCUGAACGAGCUGAUGCUGUUUUAGGAUCGGAUUGGUCAAAGAAAAGUUUUGAUCGAAAUGGUCGUUAUAUACGAUUUAGUGAACAUUUACCUGAUGCAUUACCAACGCGUUCUUAUUUACAUCAUUAUGUAAUUGAUGUACCAUUAACAAAUCGUGGUCGUAUGCAUGCUUUUAAAACAGGUAAAGCAUUAUUAUUUAAUGGAUAUGGAGCAGAUAUUUGUUACACAAGUCCAUCAUUACGAUGUGUUCAAAGUGCUGAUGGUAUUUUAAAUGGUAUGAAUCGAAAAAAUAUACCAAUGCAAUUAGAACCAGGAUUAUUUGAAUGUUAUUUAAAUGAUUUUAAACGUACAUUAUGUUUUAUGACUAAAGAUGAAUUAGCAGCUAAUGGAUAUAAUAUUGAUAAAUCAUAUCAAUCAUUAAUGCCAUUUAUGCGUCCGCAUGAUAGUCAACUUGAUUAUUAUGAACGAUGUCGAGCAAUUAUGGAUAUUAUAACUGAACGACAUCAAACAACCGGUGGAACUAUUUUAAUUGUUGCACAUGCUCCAAGUCUUGAAGGUCUUACAAGACAUUUAUCAGGUGGUAAACUUCAACCAGAAAAAUUAUUUGAUAUUGCUCGUCGAGUACCAUUUCUAGCAAUGACAAUUGUAGAAAAAAAUAGUAUAGAUAGUCCAUGGCUCUUUCGUACACAACCACUUCAAACAGCUGGUACAACACAACCAAUGCGUGAAGUUUCACCUGAAUUACCUCAACCACCAACACCAGCACCAGCAGCAGCAGCAGCAGCAGCACCUAAAGCUAUUCCUUAUCCUCCAAUUGUUCAACAAAAACAAUUACCACCACCACCACCGCCACCGAAACAACAACAAUCAGUUCAAAUGAUUCCAGCACAACCUAAACAAGAACAAGACCAACAACGUCCUCAACAAAAUCAAAAUUUACGAGUUCGAGUACCAAUAGGUCCAAUACCAGUUGAUCCAAAGAAAGUAGCUAAAAGUUCAACAGCUCCAAAUUUACCAACAAGCAAUUCAUUAAGUGAAAUGUUUCGAGUUAUUUAA